Molecule: messenger RNA, 291 nt
Organism: Linum tenue
Lineage: Eukaryota; Viridiplantae; Streptophyta; Magnoliopsida; Malpighiales; Linaceae
Source: the annotation of a GenBank genome assembly
AUGGAGGGAAAGAAGUUCUCUGCACAAGGUCUGAUGUGCAGAAUCAAUGCCUGGUUCAGCAUCAUCAGGAAUGCGCCCCAAUUUGUGAAGAGCGCUUCUUUGAAAGCAAUGAGAGACAUACGAACAAGGGACAUUGCCUGGAAACCACCACCAGCUGGGUGGAUCCAGCUCCAAAGUGAUGGAUCGGUUCAUAGUGGAACAGGGAAGGCUGCGGCGGGAGGUCUUCUUCGUGAUCACCUGGCAGAUGCAGCUGUAAUUUGGGAAGCUGCUCGAUUACCAGUGCUGAACUGA